GUUGUUCAGUGAUAUGUUGUUACUCGUAGCGGUCUGUUGAUUAGACGAUGGCUUUACCUGAAUCAUUGCCAUCAAUGACUGAACAUCAUCUUCAGUGUUUACCUUUUUUACCAAUUUAAUAUUCACUAAAUUUCAUCAUUUUUUAUUCAUCGCAAUUUAAUUUAAUUAUUUUUAUUUACUUUUCUAUUUCUAAUUUAAGUGAUUCAAUUUACGGAUUUUUAUCUCAAUGGAAAUAAUUAAGAUGAACAAUUUAACAGUUCGAUGUUUAAUUCAUCAUCUUAUCUUUCGUUAAUUGUGAAUUGGAAACUUUUCCUUUGCUAGUUAAUCAUUAAUGACAAUGUGAAAAUUUCAGCAUCUUAUUAAUCCAAUUGUGUUUUCAUCAUCAAUUUGUUAACAGCAAAACUUAACAAACGGAUUAAAUUUAACAACAACAAUUAAAGUUUCUUCUUCUUCAGUGUAUUUAUUUCAACAACUACUCUUGGAUAAUAACAAUCAAACAACAACAACAAUCAAUUGAUCUGAUUAAUGAUGAUGUAUCUUAAUGAGGAAUCAGAAAAUGGAUUUGGGACAAUUAAUGAGUCCAAAGCUAAAAAGAUGACCAAUUGGACCAACAUUUUCAAUCACUGGAAACGUAAGGGUAAAGUUGAUAAAAAUGGUGUCAUCAGCUCAGCCAAUGUUAAUUUGUCAAUGAGCCAAUCUCAUCAUCCUCAUCAAUUGCACAAUCCACCUCAACAUCAACAUCAUCUCCAACAACAACAACAACAACAACAUUACCCUCAUCACCAUCAUGGUCAUAAUUCAACUCAUCAAGUUUACCCGAUCCAUCAACCUUACCAGUUUGGGUCACUUGCUGUUAGGCACAAUGGAUCCGGUUUACCGGGACUGAUUGACCAGUACAAUACAUCAAAUAUUGGCGGUGGGGGAGGUGGUGGUGUUGGUGUGUUGACUGAUGCUAGAUACCAACGACCGUCUGGUUUACAGGGACGUGUAAAUAAAUUUGCCUCCGUCUCUGCGGGUACUGGUGCCAAUUUUUACCUUGCUUAUCCAACCGGUUCCUCUUUAUUGGCACCAAAUCAAGUGAAUUCAUCCUCACCAUGUUCAUUGAAUAUACGUUAUCCAUCAUCGGCACCAUCAACAACACUACAUUCAUCAAUCCGUCCAACCUCAUCAAGUCGACAUCAACGAGCCAACAUACUUUCAACUCCAUGGGAACCAAUGAUUUCAGCAAAUUCAUCCGCUAAUCACAAUCAAUCAGCUGAAUGUACUUGCUGUGAAUCAAUGGGAACAGAUCAUCAAAUAGGAGCAGAAGGAGCUGGUCCUGGUGUUGGUGGUCGUUGUGGUGGGGAAAUUAGUUUAUUAGGUAAAACAACAUUAAAAAAUAUUAAAAAAUCAGCUACUGGCUCAGUGCGAUCGCGAUCAUCAAUUAAAUCAUCUUAUUGUGCUUCUAAUUUUGAUGUUGUUGAUGAAACCAUGUCAACCGGAUUAUCCCAUGUUAGUUCAAGGCUUCAUCAUGGUACAGUUAAUGGUAAAUCAAUGAAAUCGUCGUCAACUCGAUCCCAUCGAACUGUUUCCUUUGCGACGGUCAAUGAACGAUUUCUAAAAGUACUUAAAAGAUCAGUUAAAAAUCCAUCGGGUUCGGUUGUUUCGAGAAGAUCAAUUUUAGAAUGUGAUCUGACCGCUUACGAUUUAGUUGAACAACAUGAGACUUGUAUUGAAGAUGAAGAUGUAAUUAUUGAAGAAGAGAAGGAAAAUCAAUCUAAUCAUCGACACUAUGCCAACCAUUCAAGUGAAUAUCUAAGUGAAGAUGAAGAUGAUGAUAUGGAUGAUCAUCAUUCUCGUCAUCAUCAUCGUCCACCCUCAAUGUCGGCGUCGGCAAAUGGGCUACAUUCAAUCUCGAAACAUGGACACAAUUUGUUACCUCGUUUAGGUGAAUCUUCACUUCGAGGUAAAUCUCGAGGUAAAUCGAUCUCAACAGUUGACCUGUCCACCUCUCAACGACCAGUAAUUACCGAUGGAAAGGCCAGUUUACGUAAAGGAUUAAGAAUCGGAGGUCAAGGGAUGUCACUUUUUCCAUCAGCGGUGGAAUCAUCAAAGUCUUCAACAACAUCUAAUUCAACAAACGGAGGAGUAAUUAAAUCUCGUAGUUCAGAAUCCAUUUUAUCUGAUAAAUCAAGUUCGAUAAUUAGUUCUAACCUUACCGAUCGACCUGCUUCAUGUCUCUUAUUACCUUUACCUGAGCCAGAUUACGACAGUGAGGCAGCUAGUGGAGAGGAAGAGAGUAAACGAGGAACUGGUAACAGAACGAGUCGAAAUCAAUUUGGGCCAAAAAGUGGACCUAAAUUGCUACGAGACGCUCAAUCAUUUACUUCACUUCAUCAACCACAAUUAAAUGAGACACCAAUCAAAGGAGGUAAUUUAACCUCUACACCAAUAGCACGAAAUGUCCAGAAUCUUGGUGAGACUCGAUCACUUGAUCGUCGAGCCAAACGUAGAGGUCAAUUGCGACAAGCGAUUUCCUCAAGCUCACUGAUUGGUAAUUCAAUCGAUGAGAAAUCAGUUAAUUGUGACAAUAUUAAAGGAUCCACACCAUCGAUACCAAGUGAUAACAGUAAUUACAUGUCAAAGGUUAAAUCGAUAUUGAAAAAAUCAGUUACCUGGAAUGAAUCAGUUACAAAGACUUCCUCAAGAUCAUCCCCACCCUCAUCUUUAUCAUCCGGAAAUGCUGCUAAUUGUGAUAAUACAAACGGAUUUACCAAUAAUUGUGACAGUGAUUUUAUCAAUUAUAAUAAGUGUUCAUCGUCAUCAUCAAUCAUCACCAAUGGUUUAACAACCUUGCCAAGAAUCCGAGGUCGAUGGUCAAGUGAAAGGUCAACUAAUAGUAUAAAUAGUGCCAACAAAUUAAAAGGGUCAAAGGUAAAGAAACAUGUUCACUUUGGAUGUUCAAAAGAUGACGAUAGUUUAAUCAUUGAACAUAUUGGUGAUAAUACAAUUUUCGAGGAAGAUGAAGAACCAAUUUACGAUGAUAUUGCAAAUAUAAUCACUACGAGUGACCAAUCAUCUAAUGGUCAUCAUCAAACUCCAUGUCAAUCACCUGAAAAACAACCUUUGACCUCACGUUUACCUCAAUCAACAUCAUUACCACCUCCACCUCCUCCACCACCACUACCAACACAUUCACUUGUACCUUCAUCACCGCCAACUCAAUUAACUCCUAAUUCAGAUUAUAAAGGUUUAAUUAGUAAAUCAGGUAACUUACAAUCAGCUGAUAAUCAAGUUAAUUGUCUUAAUAUCAACGAAUCAACAUCAUCAUUAAAAACUUAUGGGACCAAUGAUGAAACCAAAGAAAUGUCAACACGUCGAGUCUAUGGAAUCCUUGAAAUCGGCGAUACAUUGAAUAGUCCAAGGUCAACUAAUAGUUACCUUCAAUUGGCUCCUAAAUCACCAGAUCAACUGGUCAGUGAUAGUUUAACUAACGGUAAAAAAACUGUCGGAUCAAAGGUAAUCAAGGAGCAACCGGCUUUAUCAUCAUCAACAUCAUCCUCAUCAUCCAAUCAACUGUAUAAAAUAUCUCGAUCAGGAAUUAUCAAUGGAUUAAGGCGAGACGUUGAUUCAUCCUCAUCCCAAUCAUCAUCAUCAUCAUCAUCUGAUGAAGGUCUUGACCUGUUAUCCAAUGGUAAACAAUUGAAUGAUUCAACUAAUCAUUUUGAUGAUAACAAUCAAGUUAAUCACAAUAGAUUGAUAAAUAAUGAUGGUCCACUUUCACCUGAAUUUACAUCAUCACUUACUAAUCAUCAUCAAAAACAACAACAACAACAACAAUUAACUAACUAUGAUGAACGUCACUCAACACUUUUAUCUGAAUUAAGAGCUGAUAUAAGGGAGAAAUUAGAAAAUAAGUUAAUUAAGGACAUUAUCAUUUCUAAUGAACUUAAAUCAUUGGCAGAAAAAUCAACUGAUUGUAAUCGUUUCAAUGGUAUUGGUAAUACAACGAAUUGGUCAGCCAAUAACAACCAAAGAAAUUUAAUCAACUCAAUUACCAAUAAAAUCAAUAACAAUAAUAAAAGUGAACAUUUAAAUAGGAUAAGUGAAAAUGUUGACUUGUCUAAUCAACAUCGUCACCAUCAUAAUCAUAAUAAUCAUUCACAAUCAGCUGAUUGUAGUGAAACAAAUGAACAAAAUGAUUUUGAUGCAAUUGAUAAUGAAGAUAAUGAGACAAUCAAAUCGGGUAAAACUGAUUAUGGUUUCACAGUUUCAAUUGUGAACAAUGUAAACAACAAUUCAAAUCGCAAUCGUAACUGUGAUUACAGUUUAACUUCAACCUAUUCAUCAAAUACUUCAUCAUCAUCUUAUUAUGAUACUAAUUUACCGUUAGAGGAAUCAAGUAAAAUUGUGAUUAACGUGCCAUUGGGUGGAGGUGUGGGUGGAGUGGGUGUUGGAACAACUUUCUAUGAUAAUGAGACGAAUGAACAUAUUUACGAAGAGUUGGACAAAGUUUCGAUCUAUGAAAGUAAUCGAAGUGAAAAUGGCAACGAUAUUAACCAAUUGACGAAAAGAUCAAUUUUCGAAGGAGCUUCUCGAGAUGAGAUACUUGAAUAUUUAGCCGAUGCUAAGGAAAGGGUUGUAUUGAUUGAUGAAAAUACUUCCGGUUCUUUAGCAAAUCAUCACCAUCACAAUCAUCUCCAUCAUCUACACCAUGGUUUACCCACUCGACCCAAUUUGGCCUCAACUCGACGUAAUCGAACCUCCAAUGUUUCCAAUGUUAGCAGUUCAUCGACUGAUUCAAGUAACACAGCGACAAGUUCAUCAAUCGAAACGGAAGAUUGUUCAUUAACCAAUAGUACCACAGGUACACCCGUUGAACGAAAUGAUUCCGGUGUUGGUGUAGAAACGAGUAAACCAUUGAAAAUCCGUCGAACCAACAAUUUAACCGGAGAAAGUGAACAAACGUGCGCUGAUUGUGAACAAUUAAUUGAACCCAAAGAAAUCAAUGGAACCAAUAAUAACCAUCGUAAUAAUAUUAAUCAUCUAGAAGAUAAUAAUGAUCAGUUAAUUUAUUACAAUAUCGUUUGUAGUAAAUGUGAAAAGAAAAGAUCAGAAAGGAAAGAGAUUAUCUCAGAAUUUGUUGAUACAGAAUUUAAAUAUGGCCGAGAUUUAAGGAUAAUCCGAGAGGAGUUUCAUAGACCAAUGGAAGUUGCCGGUUUACUGACAAAGGAACAAAUUAAAGGAGUUUUCAUCAAUUUAGAAGAAUUAAUUAGCGUUAAUUCAAAGUUCUCGGAGAAACUACAAGAUGCCAUCGAUAUCGCUUCUGAACAAGGAGAUGAGGAUUUUACCACCGUCAACAUUGGAAGGCUCUUCAUGGAAUCGGCCUCUAUGCUCCAUUCCUUUGAAACUUAUUGUCUUCACCAAGGGUCAGCGUCGGUUCUGUUGAAUCAACUAGAGAAAGAGAAAGAACUUCUUAGAAUAUUCUUAAGAGUUUCUCAAAUGGAAAAUACUCUUCUGAGAAGGAUGAAUCUCUCAGCAUUCUUAAUGGUUCCAGUGCAAAGAGUUACGAAGUAUCCAUUAUUAUUGAAUCGAUUGUAUAAAGUUACCCCUCAUCACCAUCAGGAUAGAGAUGCCUUGAAAUUGGCCCAGCAAAAGGUUGAAAUUCACUUGGAACAUAUAAAUCAACAGACUAAAGGCUCAACUGCACCGACCAAAAUUUGGAGAAAAUUUUCUCAUCUCUCGAAUCGUCGAUUGCCAAGUAUCGAUGAUAUUGGUGAUAUUAAAUUGAGAAAGGUCGCAUUGGAAGCUAUGAGUUGGACUCGUGAUCAAGCAAAUUUCAUCUUAUCGGGUCGUCUAUCGUUUUUACCUUCAUCCGAAUAUCAAUUAUACAAGAAACGAGGUAACAUUAAAUUUUCCUCUGCCAGUUGCCUUCUAAUGAGCCUUGGGGAAAUGUUACCUACAAUUAAGGCCAAUUUAACCGAAGAUGAUGAAGAUGAAUUUGAACGAGAGCUCAUGUUUCCCAGAUCAAAUCAUGGAUGUGAACAAGCAGUCAUCAUAUUAAUUAAAGAGAAACAUAAUCGAUACACUUUAUGCAGAGAACCAUUCAACCUUGCAUCUUGUGUUGUAUCAUCAGACACUGAAUUUGAAGAUAUAUUUGAAAUUCAUGAACAAAAUACUAAAGAGUCAUUCAUUUUUAAGGCUGAUUCACCAACUGAGAAACGAGAUUGGUAUCGACAGAUUUGUUAUCAUUCAAAGAAUCUUGGUAAUUGGAGAAAACGUCGCAACGCAUUAGCCAAUAUUAUGAUGGUUCGACCUUAAAAUCAGCGACAAUCGCAUUAGUACCUGAGAAUCCUGCCAAUGGAAGCGAAUCUUUUUUCCAUUUUUGUUGAAUUUAUGUAAAUUGCUUGACGAAAAAAAAUCACAAUUGUCCAAUUUGAUUAACUUUCUCACAACGACACCAAUUGUUUUUUUAGUGUCUCUAUUUAAUCCUUUAAUCUCCCAUGAAAAUGAACUGAAAUCCAAAAUUUUUUGUUUGUAAUAGAUUGAUAUUAUAAUCUAGUCGCUCUCAAAAACUAUAAUUUAAAUUAAAUCGUAUAAUUGUAAAGAUUAGCAAUUGAUUAGUAAACAAAACAAACGGUAUCCAUUGAUUAUAAAACAUUGAACACUAAAUCUAUUGAUUGAU
Panonychus citri (citrus red mite) is the source of this 6664-nucleotide messenger RNA. RefSeq names its product serine-rich adhesin for platelets-like (gene RhoGEF64C). The record is from RefSeq and is a predicted model, not a curated record. Gene Ontology annotation, biological process: positive regulation of Rho protein signal transduction. Gene Ontology annotation, molecular function: guanyl-nucleotide exchange factor activity. NCBI's taxonomy places the organism in Eukaryota, Metazoa, Arthropoda, Arachnida, Trombidiformes, Tetranychidae. Bases 526 to 6300 code for a protein of 1924 amino acids. The transcript is spliced from 8 exons.